Molecule: messenger RNA, 1558 nt
Organism: Setaria italica (foxtail millet)
Lineage: Eukaryota; Viridiplantae; Streptophyta; Magnoliopsida; Poales; Poaceae
Product: 1-aminocyclopropane-1-carboxylate oxidase homolog 1
Exons: 3
Coding region: 7-1218 (403 amino acids)
Source: RefSeq, a predicted model, not a curated record
CACGUAAUGGUGAAAAAUAUCACCAACGAGAGAGCAAUCAUAAGCACAAGCCGAACACGCCGCCCGGUAUCUCUUACACGUCUCCACCAGACCACCACACACAGGCAGACACAGCACGACGACGUCACCAUGUCCAUCGCCCCAGCCGCCUACGACCGCACCGCCGAGCUCCGCGCGCUGGACGCGACCCUCGCCGGCGUCCGCGGCCUCGUCGCCUCUGGCGCAACGCAUGUCCCGCGCAUCUUCCGCCUCCCCGACCCGGAGGAGGAGGAGCACCAGCAGGCUCCUCAAGAACCCCCCUCGGCCACCGUCCCGAUGAUCGACCUCGGCGGCGACCGCGCGGCCGUGGUGGACGCCGUCGGCCGCGCCGCGGCUGAGUGGGGCUUCUUCCAGGUGACGGGCCACGGCGUGCCCAAGGAGGCGAUGACUGCGGCCGUAGCGGCGGUGCGGGCGUUCCACGACGCGGACGGCGGGGAGGGCAGCGACAAGGCGCGGUUCUACUCGCGGGAGCCCGGGAAGGCGGUCAAGUACCACUGCAACUUCGACCUGUACCAGUCACCGGUGGCCAACUGGCGCGACACGCUCUACCUGCGCAUGGCGCCCGACCCGCCGGCCGCCGACGAGCUGCCGGAGAGCUGCCGAGAUGCGCUAUUUGAAUACGCCAAACAAGUGAAGAAUUUGGGAGACAGAUUGUUCGAGGUGCUGUCCGAGGCUCUUGGGCUCAAACCGAGCUACUUAACAGAUAUAGAGUGCAACCAGGGACAGAUUAUACUUGCCCACUACUACCCUCCGUGCCCCCAGCCUGAACUCGCCAUUGGCACAAGCCGGCAUUCCGACUCUGGCUUCCUGACCAUACUUCUGCAAGAUGAAAUAGGCGGCCUGCAGAUCCUCCAUAAGGACCGUUGGGUCGACGUUACACCGAUCCCUGGAGCAUUCAUCAUCAACAUAGCUGAUCUCUUGCAGUUGAUCUCCAAUGACAAGUUCAGUAGCGUGGAGCACAGAGUCGUAGCGAAGAAUGCUGAGCCGAGAGUUUCGAUCGCGUGUUUCUUCAGCACUCAUUUUCAUCCUGCUUCCACGAGAAUGUAUGGUCCAAUCAAGGAGCUGCUGUCCGAGGAGAACCCUCCAUUGUAUAAGGAAACACUUGUGAGAGACUAUAUUUCACGUUACUACUCCGCUGGAUUGGAUGGCAGGAAGAAGACUUCUGAUUUCCGGUUGUGAAGCCUGAGAGAGAAAGAUCGUGCUUCUACCAGAAAGAAGCAAAAAUUUGAACAGUGGCUACUGUAACAAUUUCAGAGACAAGACGAAAUGGUAAUAAGAUGACCUGGUGCAUACCUGUGCUCACAAAAAUAAACGUACAGCAUGUGUACAAUCCUAAUAAGCUGAACAGUAUUCAGUGGUUUGGAGUCUGUAACAGAUGUCUGUGAACUUCAUUUUUUUUUAUCGAGCCUCUUGAACUGUUUAUGUAACUAGAACAUUCGGCGUGCGAUGCGCACCCUAUCGUGUGAACAAUCAAAUACAAGUAAACAGAAGAGCAACAGUACAAUCACUUGUUCCAUCA